Dermatophagoides pteronyssinus (European house dust mite) is the source of this 1911-nucleotide messenger RNA. Its product is annotated as E3 ubiquitin-protein ligase RFWD3-like. The record is from RefSeq and is a predicted model, not a curated record. Gene Ontology annotation, cellular component: nucleus. Gene Ontology annotation, molecular function: ubiquitin-protein transferase activity. Gene Ontology annotation, biological process: protein ubiquitination; interstrand cross-link repair. Lineage: Eukaryota; Metazoa; Arthropoda; Arachnida; Sarcoptiformes; Pyroglyphidae.
AUCGAUUAAUCGAUUGUUGUAUGCAUGAAUUUGAACAUACCAACAUUCACUCAUUUUGGUGAAAAAUCAAAUGAAUCAAUAUGUCAUAUCAUUCAGAUCAUGAUUAUGAUGCAAUUGAAGUAUAUAAUGAUGAUACCGACAGUUAUGACGAAGAAGAUGAAGAUAUGGCUGAGAUGACCGAUGAACUCAGUAAUACUUCCGAAGAGAUCGAUGACAACGACAACGAAGAUGAUGAUUUUGAUGAUGAUUCGUCUGUCGAAAUAAUUGAAAAUGAAACAACUUCAAAUCAGCAAUCAUCAAAUCCUGUUCUCUCUAAUUCAGCGGUCAACAAUGAAGCAAGCUUGCCAAUUUCAAAUUCUCAUGUUAUUCCAAAUGCUGAAAACAAUGAUCUCUUAGAUUCCGAAACCGAUUGUUGUAUUAUAUGUGGCGAUCAAUACACGAAUAGUGAUACUCAUCAUAUUGUUACACUUCGUUGUGGUCAUUUGUUUGGAAAAAGUUGUAUUGAACGAUGGCUAUCACCAGAGCUACGUAAUCAACGUUGUCCUACAUGUAGCAGAACUGCUCGUCGCCGUGAAAUCAUAAAAAUCUAUGCACAAAAUUUGAGGCCUUUGGAUACUUGGAAACUGGAUGAAAGUAUCAAAAAAAUUGAAUGUUAUAAAAAACAAAUAGAACAAAUGGGAGCUGAGAUUAAAAAACUUAACGAAUGUAAUAAACAAUUGACCAUCGAAAAUGAUUUUCUCAAAGCUAAAUUAAUUAACAGUCAUGAUAAAAGUGGAGGGAAAACCGAUAUCAAUCGUUUCAAGUCAUCCACCAUAUCAUCUAACUCAUCAAAACGGUCUAAAGCAUUUCAAAUUUCUCAUCUGAAAGAUAUUACUUUUUCAGAAAAAGGUUCCCGGUAUCUUUGCUACAGUCAUAUUUCUGAUCAAUUGGUGGUCAACAUUUUGAACUCAAAUAUAGCGCCUAAUGCCAUGUUUCCUGGAUUUGGUGUCAGAAUGCUCAAUUUAGAAAAUAACACUAACGAAGCUUUUUUCUUACAUACAAAAGUUAUGAAAGGAAUGGUUCUCAAUUCUUCCGAAGGAACACUGGUAACAAUUUCAUUAGACAAAACAAUGAAACAUUCUUCUAUAUUCAACAAAGCAGUCAUCGACAACAUCCAAUUAACAAAUGAGCCAUGGAGUGUGGCCAAAAUGCCUGACAAUAAUCUAUCUUGUGUUGGUUAUCGAAAUAGUAUAAUCGAUGUGUACGAUCGUCGUCAUACAAGUGAACCAGCAUUUACUUUUACACCAACAUCGGUUGACAUCCCAACACCGGUAGCUUCAAUGUCAGUUAUUGAAUAUUCACACAAUCAUCAACGAAAAACAGCACUUCUAUCAAUGCAUUUAGAUUCAUUUUGGUUAUAUUUUUCCAGAGAUAAUCUUAUCACCAAUAAUUACGAAUGUUUCAAAUUGCCAAUGCAAGGCAAAACAUUGUCCUGUGAUUUUGACAAGAAAAGUGGCUAUACAUUGAUAUCUUUUCGACCAUCUCAAAAACAUCAACGAACAACUCAUUAUAUUUUAGAUUUUGAAUAUGACGACCAAUCAUCGAAUAUUGUUCCUCAUAUAAUAAAUAUCCUGGAAAGUGGUAAUCAACAAGUUCAACUAUCACAAUCCCGAAUUUUCACCAAUUUAAAUGAUGAUGAUUCAAUUUUGAUUUGCGCUCCAGAUGAUAAUUCACAAGGAGCUAUGAUUUGGGAUUAUAAAAAGCGUUUCACUCAACCAAUCAGAACCAAUAUGAUGAUCUAUGAUUUUGGCCUAAUAUCAAGACAUCAUUCAAGUCCUCGCGGUUUAUUUUCUUGUUUAGGCGAAUACACAAUCAAACUGUACAAACUGUAAAAAUCAUAUGGCUUUCUAAUUUUAUUAAAUAUUAUUAAAU